This is a messenger RNA of Prosopis cineraria, 2116 nucleotides long. Its product is annotated as DEAD-box ATP-dependent RNA helicase 15. The record is from RefSeq and is a predicted model, not a curated record. Gene Ontology annotation, molecular function: RNA binding; RNA helicase activity; ATP binding. The coding region runs from base 166 to 1449 and encodes 427 amino acids. The transcript has 12 exons. Lineage: Eukaryota; Viridiplantae; Streptophyta; Magnoliopsida; Fabales; Fabaceae.
AAUCCUACCAUCAGUUGUCCGUGACGCUGCCCCGUCGUUUACACUCUCGAAGAGGUUCCGCUCUCUGAAGCUUCUUUUCACCCAAUUGUCUUUAAGCUAACAAAUUUCAUUUGCAGACUCUUCGAACCCUAAACCAGUCUUCUCAUCCAAGUCUUCGCACAGAAUAUGGGAGAAACAAAGGAUGAAGGAUACGAGGAAGAGCUUCUUGACUAUGAAGAGGAAGAAGACAAAGCCCCUGAUUCCGUUGGAACCAAAGUCAAUGGUGAAGCUGUGAAGAAGGGCUACGUUGGGAUUCAUAGUUCAGGAUUCAGAGACUUUCUUCUGAAGCCAGAGCUUCUUCGUGCCAUUGUAGACUCAGGAUUUGAGCAUCCUUCUGAAGUACAACAUGAAUGCAUUCCUCAAGCAAUCCUUGGAAUGGACGUGAUUUGUCAAGCUAAAUCUGGAAUGGGAAAAACUGCUGUCUUUGUUCUCUCAACCUUACAGCAGAUUGAUCCCGUUUCAGGCCAAGUUGCUGCACUUGUUCUGUGUCAUACAAGGGAAUUAGCAUACCAGAUAUGCCAUGAGUUCGAGAGGUUCAGUACCUACUUGCCUGAUCUCAAGGUUGCUGUCUUCUAUGGUGGUGUCAACAUUAAAGUUCACAAGGAUCUGUUGAAAAAUGAGUGUCCUCAUAUUGUUGUUGGAACACCUGGAAGAAUACUUGCAUUGGCUAGGGAUAAGGAUCUUUCAUUAAAGAAUGUCAGGCAUUUUAUUUUGGACGAGUGUGACAAGAUGCUGGAAUCACUGGACAUGAGGAGAGAUGUGCAAGAGAUCUUCAAGAUGACUCCUCAUGAUAAGCAAGUUAUGAUGUUUUCUGCAACACUCAGCAAGGAAAUUCGCCCAGUCUGCAAGAAAUUUAUGCAAGAUCCAAUGGAAAUUUAUGUUGAUGACGAGGCCAAGUUGACCCUUCAUGGACUUGUGCAGCACUACAUCAAAUUGAAAGAGGAAGAAAAGAACCGGAAGUUGAACGACCUUCUUGAUGCACUAGACUUCAACCAAGUUGUUAUCUUUGUGAAGAGUGUCAGUAGAGCAGCUGAGCUUGACAGACUACUUGUGGAGUGCAACUUCCCAUCUAUAUGCAUCCACUCUGGCAUGUCACAGGAGGAAAGGUUAAAGCGUUAUAAAGGCUUUAAGGAGGGACAUACUAGGAUUCUUGUGGCAACAGACUUAGUUGGGAGGGGAAUUGACAUCGAGCGUGUUAACAUUGUAAUAAACUAUGACAUGCCUGAUUCUGCAGACACCUACUUGCACAGGGUUGGCAGAGCUGGAAGGUUUGGCACCAAAGGUCUUGCAAUUACAUUUGUUUCGUGUUCUGCUGAUGUCGAUGUUCUUAACAAUGUUCAGUCAAGGUUUGAAGUUGAUAUAAAGCAGCUUCCGGAGCAGAUUGAUACCUCUACAUACAUGCCAUCAUAGUGGUAUGUGGACGAAACAUCAUUUGCUUGGAUGUUACAACUUACAAGUGGCUCUUGGAGGCUACUUCCAUCUCACGAGUGACCGCUUCUUGAGCUGCAGAUGAUCCGCCCCACUGAUAAUAUCAAGUCCUUUCUUUGUAGUGUGGUAGGCAGUCAAGGCCAUUCUACUUUGAAAGCUUAUCAGCAUGAGGACUUGGCAGUAAUAUAUGGCUUAUACGUUGGGUUUCAUUUGCUGUGUUGUGUAUUAUUAUGUUGUGUAGAUUUGCUCGUAUGCUACACUUUUCGUUUUAACUCGUCGCAUUUGAAACAUUUUAGUUUGGAAGUUGAUAUGGUGGCUUGUCAAGAUACCACAUGCUUUUUAUUAUUGUCUUUUAAAGUGUUGCUCGUGCCUGGGACCCAUCUAGGAGUUCUGAGUGCAUGUUUCUAGGGCAAGCAAUUCAUUUUUUGGGCGAAGCUCGUGGUAGCAGAAUAUCAGGUUCGUUGCCAUUUAAUCGUCUCUUAGUUGAUUCUGAUGAUAAUCGUUAGGCAUAAUGUACCAUAGUUUUUUGGCCGAAUUGUUCCCCGUCAUUGUAGUUUGAUGUAUAAAUUGUGCCAUAAGAUGCUGGCUACUCGGUAGACGACUAGGCGAUAGAUGUCUCCCAUAUCUUUGCCUCUAUUUUUAUUGGUUA